This is a messenger RNA of Cydia fagiglandana, 1893 nucleotides long. Its product is annotated as derlin-1-like. Bases 239 to 973 code for a protein of 244 amino acids. NCBI's taxonomy places the organism in Eukaryota, Metazoa, Arthropoda, Insecta, Lepidoptera, Tortricidae. Gene Ontology annotation, cellular component: Hrd1p ubiquitin ligase ERAD-L complex; endoplasmic reticulum membrane. The transcript has 5 exons. The record is from RefSeq and is a predicted model, not a curated record. Gene Ontology annotation, molecular function: misfolded protein binding; ubiquitin-specific protease binding. Gene Ontology annotation, biological process: endoplasmic reticulum unfolded protein response.
UGGUUGUUCGCAUGUUGUUCGUAAUUUCGUAAACAAAUUGCAUAGAAUAAAAUUACAUCAGGAAUAUUAUUUAUUUACCAAACGGCAAUUCCUAAAACAGCGUGUCAUUGUAGAAUAUUUCGGGUAACCUUAUUGUGUUGUGAUAUCUAUUCUUAGCACCGGUGUAGGUAGGCCCUAUGUUUGUUUCUGGUCAAUAACAUAAUAAUAAUUGGCUCUAAAUAGUUUAAAUAAAUAUACUAUGACGGAAUUUAGAGACUGGUAUUAUGGAAUACCUCUCUUCACCCGUUACUGGUUAUCUUUAACUGUUGGACUCAGUAUAUUGGCCAAAUUUAAUCUUAUUGACUUCAAUUAUUUUAUUUUGGAUAUUGGCGCCAUCAUCAACAGAUUUCAUUUAUGGCGGCCUGCAACAGCUCUAUUCUACUAUCCCAUCACCCAAUCAACGGGGUUCCACUUCCUCGUGAACUGUUACUUCCUGUACAGUUAUUCCGAGCGUCUGGAGACCGGGAUCUUCGCUGGGAAGCCGGCUGACUACUUUACUAUGCUGAUCUUUAAUUGGCUUUUCUGCAUUGGCAUUGGAGUUCUGAUUGGAUUAAGUUACGUAAUGGAUCCGAUGGUGAUCUCGGUGGUGUACGUGUGGUGCCAGCUGAACAAGGACGUGACCGUGUCCUUCUGGUUCGGGACGCGGUUCCGCGCCGUGCUGCUGCCGUGGGUGCUGCUCGCGUUCAACAUUAUUGUCAAUGGAGGUGGCGUUGAAGAGUUCCUGGGCAUCCUGGUGGGCCACCUGGCUGUCUUCCUGAACUUCAAGUACCCGCAGGAGUUUGGCGGACCCGCCUUACUGACACCACCUGCUAUCCUAAAGAAAUAUUUCCCCGAGUUCCUUCGUCCGAACAACUUCGGUCCUGCACCCGGAACGAGAACCCCCGCCCCUGAAGGACACGAGUGGGGCCGCGGACAAGCCCUAGGCGGCCUCUGAAUCCAUCUUCGAUCUUCCCCUCCCUCCUAUUACUUGACAACCUUGUACCGUGAGGUCCGUGAGUCUGAAUACUAAUAUGACUAUAAUAGCUAAAGUUCGUUUUUUAGCAUUAGGAAGAAGGUAAGCGAUCUUGAUAGGUCUUUUAAUUUAAAAACGCUUUUUAAUAAUCUGUAACUAUUACUUUUGAAAGCAGAAGAAUAUAAAUGAUCGUAUUAGAUUCAUAAUUGUGACAUAUUUUCUGUGACUUAUUUAUAAAACGUGAUUUUUCAAUUAAAAGACACAUCAAGAUUGUUUACUUUUUUUUAAUGCUAAAUAACGAACGCGCUUUGUAGAUAACUACAAUCAAUAUUUGACAAUUUGUCAAACCAAAACGUAUGAUGCUUUAAAGAUGAACAAUAUGUGAUAUUCGGCUGUUAUGUCUUAACUAACUUUUGUUAGACACUUUAGACAGUGGAUCUUCAAGUACGAUGAACUACCUAUGUUUUUAACCCAUUGUGUGACGAAAAGUGUGUGUUGCCUAAAAGUUAACACUUAUGGCGACAAAUCGACAGUUAACUUCGUAGUUUGUUAUCGAGUCGCGCUAAUAGGCUAGCGGAUUUUCAGUGAUACUAAUGUAUUUUACUGGCAAGGAGCAUCUUUGACAAACACACGUUGAAUUAAGAAAGUCCACGAAUGUCACCGUUGUAAGCGAAAAGAAAGGAUUUCACAAUUAUAAACUAUUUAUCCCAAAAACGCCAAAAAGAUUGUCAACGAUGCGAGCAAUAGUUAUUUGUACAACAAGAGAUCAAAGUUUGAUAUUUCUUCGAGUGCUUAUUUUGAGUCCCGUGCAAGCGAAAGAUUCUAUAAUAGAUUCACGAGCGUAGCGAGUGAAUCUAAUUUAGAAUCUUGAGCGUAGUAAGGGAUUCAAAAGCGCACGAGAU